AUGUCUCAAGAGUUCGCUGUGUCCAGGGUGGAUGGUAGUGAUGUUAUCGAUCAUGAGGAGCCAGAAUACCCUGCGUCUGCUUUAGUUCGUACAGGCCAUAACGGCCCUUCCUCCGUCACUAUACCUGCGCCCCAAAUUUCGGUUAAUCAGCCGAGCAAUCCGGCUAUUCAUUCAAGCAAUUCCGUCAAUCAGCCAAACAAUCUGGUCAAUCAGCCAAACAAUCUGGUCCAUCAGCCAAACAAUCUGGUCCAUCAGCCAAGCAAUCUAUUGACGCCCCAAGCACAUGUGCAGAAUAGCAGUAUUGCUACAGAACCAAGAGACACAACGAUGCAUAUGUUUGCAGGCCAGGAAGUUCCUGUUGAAGAACCAGGAUUUCAUGACAACGCAGACGGCGCCGACAACACUGACUCAGAAGAGGAUCAGAGUGCUCGAGCAAUGAAUGACGAACAAAAGUUAUCUAUGCUAGAGGCCAUUGCCGCUGCAGAUGAUCCGCAAACAUUUAUGAGGGAUUUCAAAUCUGCGAUACCUAAUGGCUUCGAAAUGACUUUAUGGGAACUCAGGGUGAUGAUAGCUCCUGAUAAAUGGGUUAUGAAUCAGGAGAAACACCCAAGGGCUGUCGUUGCCACGCAGAAUUUUGAGUAUGCUAUGGAUGUUAUAGGACGCCAGACUGGGGAAAUUCAGAGAAAAGAUUGGAAAUACUAUCAUGAAGAUCCCCAAGUCACCGAAGAGAAGUGCGAACCGACUGGCCUCAGAGCGUAUCACCUCUCAAAUCAUAUGAGGGCUACCAAGCACUUAGCAUUUCUUUACGACUCUAUGUUGAAAGGCAAUUGGGCCAAUGAUCCAACUACCGAACGACACCGCGGCGCUCUGGAUAAAAUCAAUCAAAACUUGGAAAUGCAGAACAAAAAGAACAACUAUAAAAGCAACAUAGGCUGUGUCGAUUAUUUUCGACUGUUGGGCAAAUGGAAAUUCCUACAUUCAUCUAGAGGGAACGACACAGCACAGAAAAUCGCGGAAACCACAACUGUGGCUUUUUGUCGCGAACUUCAGUAUCCCAACGGGUGGUUAUGUUGCCCUCCGCAAAAGAGCUACCGCUAUGAGCCUGUCCAGGGGUACCAGUCUCUACUGUGGUCUAGCCUGACACCCCGUUUCCAUUCCUGGUAUCAAAAAGCUCUUGCAGGUUCCCGGGAGGCGGCCGAGCAAUAUGCCGCAGUCACCGACAUUUUCUCUCAGGAACUUGAAAAAAUUAAUCUUGCAUACAAUCAAGACCGCAUGGCUCACUAUGUGGAUAUACCGGAUAUGGGCAGCCGUUACUUAAAACUUGCGGAUUACUGUCACAAAGGAGAUGCAACCAAUUUUCAAUCAGAACAUGCAUCCCUCAAAGAUCUCUGCAGAAUGAGAAACUACCCAGAUGAUUGGGUUCCACAAGACGUCUCGCCCCAGAUGGGUAGUUCUCAGGUACCGAUGGGUCAGCCUUCAAUGGGCAGCUCUCAACCUCCAAUUGGCAGUUCUCAGCCCACAAUGGGUACUUCACAGGUACCAAUGGGUCAGCCCCAAAUGGGCAGCUCUCAACCUCCAAUGGGUACUUCACAGGUGCCAAUGGGUCAGCCCCCAAUGGGCAGCUCUCAACCUCCAAUGGGCAGCUCUCAGCCCACAAUGGGUACUUCACAGGUACCAAUGGGCCAGCCCCCAAUGGGCAGUUCUCAGCCCACAAUGGGUACUUCACAGGUGCCAAUGGGUCAGCUCCCAAUGGGCAGCUCUCAACCUCCAAUGGGCAGCUCUCAACCUCCAAUGGGCAGCUCUCAGCCCACAAUGGGUACUUCACAGGUACCAAUGGGUCAGCCCCCAAUGGGCAGCUCUCAACCUCCAAUCGGCAGUUCUCAGCCCACAAUGGGUACUUCACAGGUACCAAUGGGUCAGCCCCCAAUGCACGGUUCUCAACUCCCAAUGAAUGAGUCGCAGACUUCUCCCAUGAACUCUCAGGCCGUCCAAGUCAGCAAUCAGAUGCAGAGACGCCGAAUGGUUAUCGCUGUUAAGCCACGUACCAGCAAAAGAUCUAUCGAGCCUGGAAAGACCUCAAUGGGAGAGAAGAUCAAGUUUAUCCAACACCUUGGCACAAACCGUGCUAACUUUGUUGUUGAGUCGGCUGACGGAUCGGUUCGUUUGGUUCCGAGUGCAUCUGCUGGAGGUAAACCUGCGAUAGAAGGGGCAGUUUCGCAAGGUGUGCCAUACACUACGCGCUCCGAAGCCGAGAUCAAUGAUCUGAAAAGAAGAGUACGGGCUGGUGGAACCUACGGCCUCACAUGGGUGGCAGUCGGUGAAUGGAAUAUCAGCCGGAAUAGGCUCCCUUUUGUUGUAGUUGGGUUUUAUCACAUAUUCCAAAACUUACGGACAGAUGUCGCUAUCUCUCGAUCAAACCUGGCAAAGAUCUUAUCACUAACAGAGGCUGAGCGAUUGACAGCAGAAGGGAUUACCGGUUUUUCAGAUAUGACUCUCAGGGAUGCCUUAGAGAGUCGACUAAGCGGCAUUUCUCCUCUCUACUACCAACCACGAGCAAACAGUCUUCAUCAAUCCCUUGGGAAUCAGCCACAAUCAUCUCCCUGGGGACCACAGAGUGCGUUAGCAGCUACGGGUUAUGACGUGAAUGCGUUCGCCCCAGAGCAGAGAUUUAUGCAGCCCAAAGCAUCUCCUUGGGAUGGUCCAUGGGGCCCUAUCAAUCCUGGUGGUGGUCAGUGGUAUAACGUUCUUCAACCUUCUCAUUUACAGCCGCCAAUGAUGCCUCAAUGGAAUUAUCCUCAAAAGCAGCAACCCGCGUUUCAACAUUCCCAUUUUCAACAGCCGUCAGCUUUUCAACCUCAUCCCUACUGGCCGCAAAACCCCAUGUUUCAAGGUCCCAUUCAGCCAGCUAUGACACAGACUCAAUUCGCCGAUGAGAGUGAGGAUGAACUUUAA
Aspergillus affinis is the source of this 2952-nucleotide messenger RNA. Its product is annotated as putative glutamine rich protein. The transcript has 2 exons. The record is from RefSeq and is a predicted model, not a curated record. NCBI's taxonomy places the organism in Eukaryota, Fungi, Ascomycota, Eurotiomycetes, Eurotiales, Aspergillaceae. The coding region runs from base 1 to 2952 and encodes 983 amino acids.